This is a messenger RNA of Cyprinus carpio (common carp), 1576 nucleotides long. RefSeq names its product partitioning defective 3 homolog B-like. NCBI's taxonomy places the organism in Eukaryota, Metazoa, Chordata, Actinopteri, Cypriniformes, Cyprinidae. The record is from RefSeq and is a predicted model, not a curated record. Bases 112 to 543 code for a protein of 143 amino acids. Gene Ontology annotation, biological process: intracellular protein localization; establishment of cell polarity; cell adhesion. The transcript is spliced from 3 exons. Gene Ontology annotation, molecular function: protein binding; phosphatidylinositol binding. Gene Ontology annotation, cellular component: apical junction complex; cell cortex; apical plasma membrane.
GUGAAGGGGAGGCAAAGAUAGAGCGAGGAAGAUUGAAACCGAGGACAUUUCUUCUUUCGUUCAGAAGCACUUCCUCUCUGACCCCUCGCUCAACUAGCCUUUUUUUCCCAGAUGCCAAUGAGAAACCCUGACCCCAUAAUGACACCCCGCUAUGAGGACAUCGAGCGACAGUAUGCCUCCCUGCCCAGAAGAGAGCCAGUCGAACCUAAUGAGUAUUCCAUGCAGCCGUGGGCUGGACACAGGGACCCAGCACCCUACCCAAACCCACAGUCCGGUUACCAGCCCAGCUACCCUCCCAGAAAUAACUACCCUCGCCCUGUGGACCCCCGGCAGAAUGACUCAGGAUUCCAUCACCCUCCUCCACAGCAGAGAGGCCCACUUCGACAGGAUGUGCCCCCUUCUCCCACCAUACCCCUCCAAGGCCCGUGCUUUGACACCAUGAACCGUGGCGGCUACCGCAACACCAGCCCAGAACGUUAUGCAUAUGGAGAGGUGCGUCACUCAGACCCAAGACAGAAGAGUCCGAUGACGGCGGCUGUUUAACCUCAACAUUUGUUUUUCACCCUGCGUAUGAUGUUUCUAGAGCAAGCACCAAGGUGCCUACAGUUAUGGACAGGUGUUUACCUGUUUUUUACUAACAAUUUGCUCUAUACUAUCCCAUCUUGAUAGCCAAAGCUACAUCUUAGAGUCCCGGCACAGCGUUUGCAGGUACAAUGAUCCAUAUGUAAUUCAGUCACACUCAGACAGUCCGUCCAUAUAUUUGUGUGUCUGUAAGAUUAAUGUUGGCCCUCAGAUCCAUAAUCACAUUCCAGCACCACUUUUAUUAGCACAUUAUUGUGCAAUCUUUACAGUGAUCAUUUGAAACUCUGGUAUGGGUGUACGUGUGUCUGCUUUUGUUUAUGUGAAAUAUGUUAGAGCACUCCAUAUACUCUUUUUAAAUUUAACAUUUCUAUAAUGGAAGGAUAUUAAGCCACUAUACGAGAUUCAAAUCAACAUUGUUUCAUUCUGCAAACAUCUUAAAUUAAAUUAAAUUAAACAUCUUAUUUGGUCAUGUAUAACAAAAAAGUACAACAAUUUCGUACUGAAAAUCUUAGUCUUGAAUAUUUUGUAAAAAUACCACAGUACAAUUGUCCUGUAUGUGAAGUUAUGUAAACAGAGGGAGAUGACAAAAAAGGCUGUUUUUCUGGAAGAGGAAAGGAGAGCCUAAAGAACCUCUGACACAGAGGAAGGAAGGAUGAGAAUCGCUCAUCUUUCUUGGCUUACAGCAUUCCCACCUGAAUCUACUCCUAUGAAUGAGCUGCCUCUCAUUUGUUUUAAGAUUUUUUACUUUUCUGAUAAUAUUACAUUCAUGUUUAAUUUUUUCACAUGUAUUUUGGUACGAAAGACUCUUUGCAUUCAGAGUUCAGGUAAAAUGAUAAAUAAAAGUAUUAUUGAUUGUAGUAUGUGAUAAUCAUGUGAAACAUAUGUAGUUUUUUACAAAACGGAAAGAUCUGUGCACCUAGUAUCACUGCAUACAUUAAUACUAUGUACAAAAUGUUGUCUUUUAUAUAACACAUUUUCAAUAAAUAUGCAUUUG